This is a messenger RNA of Labeo rohita (rohu), 1687 nucleotides long. RefSeq names its product 4-hydroxyphenylpyruvate dioxygenase b (gene hpdb). The record is from RefSeq and is a predicted model, not a curated record. Gene Ontology annotation, molecular function: 4-hydroxyphenylpyruvate dioxygenase activity. Gene Ontology annotation, cellular component: Golgi membrane; endoplasmic reticulum membrane. The coding region runs from base 110 to 1291 and encodes 393 amino acids. Gene Ontology annotation, biological process: L-tyrosine catabolic process. Lineage: Eukaryota; Metazoa; Chordata; Actinopteri; Cypriniformes; Cyprinidae. The transcript is spliced from 14 exons.
GGUGGGCGGAGUCUCACAUACUACAAAUUCACAUCUGCAGCAUCUGCACUCACCUCUCCUCAUUUCUGCCACUGACCAAGAAGAAGCUACCUUCAAAAACCACUAAAACAUGACAUCCUACACUGACAAAGGUGAAAAGCACGAGCAGGGCAGGUUUGUCUGCUUUGACCACAUCACCUUCUGGGUUGGAAAUGCCAAACAGGCAGCAUCGUAUUACUGUGACAAACUGGGUUUUGAGCCCCUGGCGUAUCGUGGGCUCGAGACAGGCAGUCGUGAUGCUGUGUCUCAUGCGGUGAAACAGGGCAAGAUUAUUUAUGUCUUCACUUCUGCCUUGAAUCCUGGCAAUAAAGAGAUGGGAGAUCACCUGGUAAAACAUGGUGAUGGUGUUAAAGAUGUAGCUUUCACUGUGGAGAACUGUGACUUCCUGGUAGAGAAAGCGAGAGACAGAGGUGCUGUCAUCAUUAAAGAGCCUCAUGUUGUGGAGGAUAAGUUUGGCAGGGUGAAACUGGCAGUUCUGCAGACAUAUGGUGAUACCACUCAUACAUUUGUAGAGCGGACAGGAUAUAAUGGACUUUUCCUCCCUGGAUUCCAUGCUCCUCUGUUCUGUGACCCUUUCUUGGCAAAACUGCCAAGCGGGAAGCUGGACUUCAUUGACCAUGUGGUUGGAAAUCAGCCAGACAAUGAGAUGGUGUCAAUAGUGGAGUGGUAUCAGAGGAACCUGCUGUUCCACAGAUUCUGGUCUGUAGAUGACAAGCAGUUACAGACUGAAUACAGCGCGCUGCGCUCCAUAGUGGUCGCCAACUAUGAAGAAACUGUGAAAAUGCCAAUUAAUGAGCCAGCUAUGGGGAAGCGCAAGUCCCAGAUCCAGGAGUAUGUGGAGUACUAUGGUGGUGCAGGGGUUCAGCACAUCGCGAUGAACACCUCUGACAUCAUUACAGCAAUCCGUAACCUAAAGGAACGUGGUAUGGAGUUUAUGACAGUGCCUGAUGUUUACUACCAGCAGCUCAGGGAGAAGCUGAAGUUUUCCAAAGUCAGAAUUGUUGAGGACAUCAGCAUAUUGGAGGAACUUAAAAUCUUGGUGGAUUAUGAUGACAAUGGCUACCUGCUCCAGAUCUUCACCAAGCCAGUACAGGACAGACCCACUGUGUUUCUGGAGGUCAUCCAGAGACGCAACCAUCAAGGUUUUGGUGCUGGCAAUUUCAAAUCUCUGUUUGAGGCAAUUGAAGCGGACCAGAAUGCCAGAGGAAACCUCACCAUCCUUACACCUAAUGGCACAUCAGAGAAACUCUGAGUAGACUAUUCAUAUUCAUCAUAGAGAAUGCAUAGUAGGCCUACACAUAUACUAAAAAUAUGCAUAGUAAACUCUGAAAUGUUUUACUAAUGUUGUCAUAUUUUUGACUUUCAAGCAUGUGCCAUUAUAUUUGAUAGUGUUUCUUCAACUACAGACACUUCUGACCCAGUGGACGUUUAGAAAAGAAGCUGUCUCAUGAACAUUUCCAUCAUAUCUCAAAUCAUAUAUUAUGUUUAACAGCAUUCUGUGGUGGAAAUUACAUUAUAUCAUGGUAAUGGGAACUAUUUUGGAAUAAAAUGUCUUUCUGAGGGUUAUUUCAUUGUUAGCAUUUUACGCAUCCUAUAUUUUCACACGUACUGUAUGCAAAUUGUUACCAAAUUACAAUUUGAUUGGAAA